GAAAUAUUGGAAUAGGUUAAGAAACUUAGUUCCUAUUGUUCCUAAACAUCAAAUUGCGUUUAUUUUAUAUUGUAGAAAAAUAAGAAAUUAGUGCUUAAAUCACAAUGAAAAAAGAAGUUACAGAAGUACAAGAGAUUUUCUUAAAAAUUUUGAGAGAAGAGGAAGAUGUGUCCGCUGGGGUGGCUGCAAUCAGAACCCUGCUGACCGUUAUAAAAACAUAUAAAGUGGCAACAGUGCGCGAGCUGGAUCUGAAUCUGCAGCUGGCUGUGGACGCCAUGCGCCACUGCGACCAGCCCGUCACCGCCAUCUCCUCCGGCUGUGAGCUCUUCAUGCGUUUCAUCACUUUUGCCAAACUUGACAUGGAGUCAUUUGACAAGUGCCAGGAAAUCAUGCUGGAGCGAGGCAACGUGUUCCUGCAGACGCUGCUGGAGGCGCGCGGCAAGGUCGCCGCGCAGGCGCUGCCUUUCAUCAGUGAUGGCUGUAAAAUAUUGACACAUUCGAGAUCACGAGUGGUACUACAAGCCAUGCUGGAGGCUGCUCAAGCCAACAAGAGGUUUCAAGUUUACGUCACCAUGUCUGGCCCAGAGAAUAGCGGGGCUCUGAUGCACAAGCAGCUGACGGCGGCCGGCGUGGACUCGACGCUGAUCCUCGACGCGGCCGUGGGCUACAUCCUGGAGCAGGUGGACAUCGUGAUGCUGGGCGCCGAGGGCGUCACCGAGAGCGGCGGCAUCAUCAACAAGAUUGGCACAUAUGGCCUGGCAAUGGCAGCACUCGAGCUCAAGAAACCCGUAUACGUACUGACAGAAAGCUUUAAAUUCUCAAGGAUAUACCCCCUCAACCAACAAGAUCUGCCCAAGGAGUUCAAAUAUCUAUCUAGUGUGCUAAAGAACGGCGCGGAGCUGCGCGCGCAGCACCCGCUGGUGGACUACACGCCGCCCGCAUACAUCACGCUGCUCUUCACCGACCUCGGCAUCCUCACGCCCUCCGCCGUCAGCGACGAGCUCAUCAAACUAUACUUGUAAUAUAUUUAUUUUAUA
Molecule: messenger RNA, 1037 nt
Organism: Leguminivora glycinivorella
Lineage: Eukaryota; Metazoa; Arthropoda; Insecta; Lepidoptera; Tortricidae
Gene: eIF2Balpha
Product: translation initiation factor eIF-2B subunit alpha
Exons: 8
Coding region: 105-1022 (305 amino acids)
Biological process (GO): translational initiation
Cellular component (GO): eukaryotic translation initiation factor 2B complex
Molecular function (GO): guanyl-nucleotide exchange factor activity; translation initiation factor activity
Source: RefSeq, a predicted model, not a curated record